Molecule: messenger RNA, 692 nt
Organism: Salvelinus sp. IW2-2015
Lineage: Eukaryota; Metazoa; Chordata; Actinopteri; Salmoniformes; Salmonidae
Product: anoctamin-10-like
Source: RefSeq, a predicted model, not a curated record
UUGUAUGCCUGUGUAUGUUUCAGACAGCGUUUGAGGUUCUGGGCUUUGUCUCAGUCAUGUCUAACUGCUGGCUGCUGCUGCUGUCCCCUCGCGUCCAGGAGUUCUGUCUGGAGGGAGGGAUCAGCGGAAAGAACAUCAUACUCGUCGCCAUCCUGGUCGAGCAUGUCCUGAUUCUGGUCAAGAUGAUUCUAGCCUUUAUGAUACCAGCAGAGCCUGACUGGGUCAGAAUCAAGAGGGAACAAAUCGAGUUUAACUCUAUGCAAGCUCUAGGGCUGCAGACGCUAUGAAGCCCCUGUGGGAGAGUGAGUGUCCUGUUGCCCUUCAAGUGGUGGUCUGGACUAAGGGGCUCAUUAGAAUUAGCUGCCAUAACGAGGACGGACAGGAGGAUAUAAAGACACAUCUGUUUGGCCUGUGAACUUAAACCCUGGAACCAGCCAGUCUGAGAAGCUCUCUCAGUUUCUCCCUCUGAAGGACUCCCUCUCCAGGCAUAAAUACAGUUCAGGAAGGAAACACCAGGUAUUCGUUUAACCAUUUAUUAGAGAAUAUGAACAAUACGUCUUGGCAAUAGGCUGUGCUCUGUCAGGGUAGCUCACUGUCAGAGCAAAGCGUCAAUAGAUAACAACUACAGGCAGUGAGCAAGGUUUACUAUACCAAUCCACUUGCAGGAAGGAAAACAGAACCAAACAGGUGGA